Molecule: messenger RNA, 1003 nt
Organism: Tigriopus californicus
Lineage: Eukaryota; Metazoa; Arthropoda; Copepoda; Harpacticoida; Harpacticidae
Product: glutamate-gated chloride channel alpha-like
Exons: 2
Coding region: 161-886 (241 amino acids)
Biological process (GO): nervous system process; signal transduction; regulation of membrane potential
Cellular component (GO): membrane; synapse; neuron projection
Molecular function (GO): extracellular ligand-gated monoatomic ion channel activity; transmembrane signaling receptor activity; neurotransmitter receptor activity
Source: RefSeq, a predicted model, not a curated record
CCUUAAGGACCAUAUUUGGAUCCCUUCAUUGACCUCACCCAACUUACGCGAAUUCAUUCAAUUGAACUCCAUCCGUUCCACAGAAACGCUUCGCUGGACUCCGUUGCAAGACUUUCGACUCUUCUAUCAAACGUAUUCAUUGAUUACGUUUUCCUGCUCAAUGGACUUUAACCAAUUUCCAUUUGACAAGCACACGUGCAACUUACAAGUGGGGGUUGAUUUGCCCACUUCUGAAGUGGAUAUAAAGUCUCUGCAGUCUGAGAAUGACCUUCUAGCCACCACCAUUUCUAGUAAGUUGGAGUAUAGCAUCAGAUUUGGACCUCUACCCCAAGAGAACCAAUUCUCCGUGACACAUGCCCUCCACAAGUCGAAUGGAUCAGUUCAAUCCCAAACCGGAUUCCAAAUCCACUUGGAACGGAAAAUGAGUACUUACAUCUUCAACUAUUAUCUUCCCAGUGGACUCUUCGUGAUCGUGAGCUGGAUGAGCUACGUCAUCCCACCCGAUUCAAUCCCGGCCCGGAUCACUCUGAUUAUCACGACUUUCCUCGUCUUGGUAAAUAUUGCCACCACUGCCUUCUCCAAGUUUCCCAUUUCCAGCGAGAUUAACCCGAUUCAGUUGUGGAUCAUGGCUUGCCUAGCCUUCGUGUUCUCAACCAUUAUUCAAUUUGCCCUCAUUUUGGCGUAUCAACGUAAAGUCAUUCGCCAUACGUUUGUGACGCGAUGGAAGAUCAAAAAACAGGGCAUCUGUAUGCGACCCAUGCGGGAUGACAUGCUAGGGAUUUCCGAGCUGAAAAUGAUGAUCCUCCUAAUGAAGAUUGACGGCAUGUGUCUUACGGGGUCCCUGGUUCUGUUUUUCGCCUUCAACGUGUAUUACUGGCUUUAUUAAUUGGACAAAGACUUGUGUUAUCAAAUGAGAACCUAUCCCAGAGAGGAUCUGUAUUUAUUGGAUUGUGUGCUUGAACAUGAACUGCUGUAUAGAGUAUAUAAAGUUUAUAAAGUAGUU